This is a messenger RNA of Rotaria socialis, 579 nucleotides long. NCBI's taxonomy places the organism in Eukaryota, Metazoa, Rotifera, Eurotatoria, Philodinida, Philodinidae. The record is from the annotation of a GenBank genome assembly.
AUGAUGCGACUAUUACAAUUUCUCUUUAUCUUUCAUUUCGCCGUUUGUCAAACAGCCGAAAAAAAAUAUUAUAUUCGAAAAGAUUUAAUUUCUGGAAUGAAAGCUGGUGAAUAUUCUAUUUAUGAUCCAAAAGGACAAACGAUUCAGUAUCGAAUCGAAUCUCAUUUAUCAUUUAGACAGAACAUUGACCUUAUUUCGUAUCCAUCGAAAAAAUUGGUGGGCAAACUCAAACAACAGUAUGCAACGAUGAUCUACAAAGCUCGAUUUGCCGUUUUCGAUGAUUCAACUGAGCAAUGGGCUAAUGGAACGAUAUUUCAACACUUUAAGCUUGUAGAUAUGAAAUUUACGAUUGAAUGGAGCAAUCGACGUAUUUCUAUGGCAUCCGAUGCAUUUUCAUUUGUUACCCGAUUCUAUGAUGAGAAAGAGCCAAGCAAAGUUUUAGCCCAAUUUACUAAGCGGAUUACAUCAUAUUUAUUUGUGAGCAAGUUCGACAUGGAAAUCUUUGAAAAUGACUUACCGGAUGCUCUGUAUCUUUUGUGCCUUGCUGUUAGAGACCUGCUUAGUCGCACUCAGAACUAA